Messenger RNA from Cydia pomonella (codling moth), 2774 nucleotides. RefSeq lists its product as uncharacterized. The transcript has 2 exons. The record is from RefSeq and is a predicted model, not a curated record. The coding region runs from base 430 to 1326 and encodes 298 amino acids. Gene Ontology annotation, molecular function: protein binding. Lineage: Eukaryota; Metazoa; Arthropoda; Insecta; Lepidoptera; Tortricidae.
AUUUUUUACAAGGUUUAAUCAAGGGCAAAGGCAAUAAAAACUAUCACGUCACAUGGAAACUAGACUAUAAGAUAAUAAAAUUUAAUUUGUUUUUUUAGGCUAGUCGUUAGAAUUAAAAUCCGGACAAGUGCGAUUCGGACUCGCUCACCGAGGGUUCCGUACUUUUUAGUAUUUGUUGUUAUAGCGGCAGCAGAAAUAGAUCAUCUGUGAAAAUUUCAACUGUCUUGCUACCACGGUUCAUCAGAUACAGCUUGGAGACAGAUGGACAAACGGAACCCUGAAAAUAACCAAAACAUGUCUAAUUUUCAUUAAUUUUAAAUUUCAAAUCGUUAGGUACCCUGCAUACCUACAGCAAUUUAUACAGCCGAGGGAUUCUAGUAUUGAUGAAAAAAACCCGCGCGAUUGCCAGAUCUUCUGUCAAAAUCCAUCAUGCGUUUGUUAAAGGACAGCUUCAUCACUGUCCUGCCUAUCUUUGCUCUCUUCACAUACUCUGCAGGGGCUCAAAAAUGCGACCGGAUCAAAAUCGGGAACGAAUACUAUAAAAGACAACUCAUAGCUACCAUAGACGGCUAUCCAACAGGCAUCGUCAUCGAUCCAAGGAAUGAAAACAUUUUUUUUAUUCUCCAUAAAAGGAAUUAUACCAGAGGAAUCCAUUUACUAAAACACGGCGCUUUGGGUAUCAAAGAAAUACCAAUUAGCGAUGAUAUGAUAGGUCAAUGUGUCGCUAUAGAUAUCCCAAGCAAUGUGAUCUAUUUUGGAACAAAUCAAGGACUUGUUACCUUCGAUUCUACCAGAGAUAUCGUCGCUUCAGAAAGACCUAUAGGCGACGAUGAUAUUCGUACUAUAUUCAUAGAUAAGACUGAUAAUCAAAUGUAUAUAUCCACUGGCCCUAACCAUGAAAUCUUCAAAUUUGUCAACGGAUCAUAUGCCGUAAGAAGGUAUGAAAAAGUCAUAAAAGCAUACAGCUUUGUACUAGACGCCCAAGGCAAUGCUUUUUACGAAUUCGUCGAUGGAAGAAUCUACUUUUUCGCUACUGAUUUCUAUGAACCUAUACAAUAUAAAGGGUUUUCUAGAGAACUAAAAUACAUACUAAGAUUAAACAUGCAAGAUGAAGCGAUUGUGGCUGUAAAAGGUUCCUUAUUCAAACUGACUACAAAAAGCAUUUUGCCCGUGAAAAUUGGACAGCUCGGUUUCAAAAUUACUGGAAUAGCUUUUGAUGGAAAGAAUAAUAUAAUUGUUGGAACAAAAGGGAAGUUAUAUAGAUAUAAGCCGAUAAACAGUAAUGAUCCUUGUCCUGCUGAUGAUUAUUUUAUGGCCACUAUUUAGGAAGAAGUAGAAGGCUUACUCCGAAGAUAUAGGUAUCGUAAAACUAUCCAACUAUCGCCCAGUACUACUAUUAAGUUCAAUACGUAAUUAUCUAUAUCUACCAAUCCUCUUCUUUCUCCUAUUUGUGAAAGUACCUUAUGGCGUCCACUAGCUGGCGGUGCACGGCGCGGGCACACCCAUGCGGGCGCCAUUGUAGGUAAAAUCUGUCGCACGCGCCAGUUAGCGUUGUUCAUACUUACUAUUUUUCGUUAACCCGCUCGCCCGCUCUGUGCAACCGCGUCAUGGUGUUAUUACUGGAACUCUGAAAUAAUAGUCGAAUAUAUUCGAUUUAGUGUGGUAGUUAAGAGCUUGUGGAGUUAGUUGGGAGGUUUUGCGAUAACAUAAUGACAACUGCAUUUAUACAGAAUAAAUUAAUUUCUUAUUUAUGUAUUUUAUUGUAGAUUCUUAGAUGUUUUAUUUUAAGAAAGUUUCGGAAAAUAGUUUCAAAAAUAAAUAAAUAUACUCUGGCAAACCAGUUAUUCCAGUAGAAAAAUGCGGCAAAUUUGAAGAAAUAGCGAGAAGGAUUGAUCAUUCAAACAAUUUUUGAAAUUCGCAUCUUUUUCUACUGACAAACUUGGCUUGCCAGAGUAUAACUUACAAUAUGAAUAAUACACAAGGAAAUUAAUUUCAACCUAGGCUGGAAAGUAAUCAACCCAUUUAAAAAUCCAUAAUAGUACCACAAUUUAAAAAAAUGGAGCCAGUUGGUUUAUCAGCGGCAGAUGGCAAAAGGCCCGACGGCUGCUCGCUCGUACCUUGAUUCCUGGGGCGGCCCCUGGCGUGGGAUGUAACAUGCGUUGAUACGCUGGCCCCAUCUCAUGUCCGGCGCUCUGCCAGGAAGCCGGGGACGGCAGCAGACGACGCCCAAAUUGCCAAGUGUCGCAAAUAUGCAUUUUUAAAAAGUAAUUAUGUAUUUGCGGCACUUGCGAUUGAAACUUUCGGUCCUUGGUCGUCCGACACCAAGAAACUAGUAAAAGAAAUUUCUACUAAACUAGUCUGGGUGUCUGGCGACCUACGAGCUGGCGCUUUUUUCGCACAAAAACUUAGCCUCACUGUGCAGAGAGGGAACGCGGCCAGUGUCCUGGGAACAAUGCCUCAGGCUAAUUUAGGCUUAGUUUUUUGAUAAUAUAGCUAUUGUAAUUGAUUAUGUAAAUAUAUAUUUCCCUCUAAUGUUUUAAAAUAUUAAAUAGUACUGUCAUUUAAAAAAAAUUAUUACAACAGUUUCAGAGAAAAGGAUUCAGACUAGUUUUCCGAACGAAUAGUUAUAAGUACAAUCAGCAAAGCUAUUAUUGUAUAUAGGGUGCUAAGCUAAUAAGUUUGCUGACUGUACCUAAUUAGUAUAAUUUGUAUAUAAUUAACGCGUCUUCUUAAUCCGUCUUUCUAAUAAUACAUAUAUUAUUCAACUGUCAAAA